This is a messenger RNA of Aphanomyces invadans, 1721 nucleotides long. Its product is annotated as NAK/BIKE protein kinase. Gene Ontology annotation, molecular function: ATP binding; protein serine/threonine kinase activity. Gene Ontology annotation, cellular component: cytoplasm. The record is from RefSeq and is a predicted model, not a curated record. The transcript has 5 exons. Gene Ontology annotation, biological process: protein phosphorylation. Bases 53 to 1687 code for a protein of 544 amino acids. NCBI's taxonomy places the organism in Eukaryota, Oomycota, Saprolegniomycetes, Saprolegniales, Verrucalvaceae.
CUGUGAUCUUCCACCACAUCAAACGCACAUCGACCGCGGGAAAGCAGCGUCCAUGGGCAAUGUGCAUGCGCAGGUAGGGCGGGUCGGAACCGUGGGGCGUCACGAGUACGAGGUGGUCAAGUACCUGGGCGAAGGCGGGUCAUCCUUUAUCUUCCUGGUAAAGGACACUGCUUCGUCGCAGUCGUUCGUGUUGAAGCGACUCGUUGCCAACGAUGCGAUGAGCAUGGAGCUGAUCACAAACGAAAUCGAGUUCCAUCGGCGGUUCAAGUACCCAUCGAUUGUCGAGUUUGUCGACCAUCAAGUGAACAAAAGCCGUAACGAAAGCGAGGUGUUCAUCAUCAUGGAGUUCUGUCCUGGCGGACACUUGUACGACAACAUGAAGAAGAUGGGCGAAAAACGCUUCUCCCUGGAAGAGCUCGCCAAAACUUUCCGCGCCCUCUGUGUGCCGGUGCAGUACCUCCACCGACAAGAACCACCCGUAGCGCACCGUGAUAUCAAGCUAGAAAACUUUCUACGGUCCAAAUCCGGCGCGUACAAGCUGUGUGAUUUUGGGUCGUGUGUCGAUGGGCCGCGCCACCUGACCACGAAGGAAGACCGUCGAACGGAGAUCGACAUGGUUGAGAAGCGCACGACAGCAAUGUACCGCAGUCCAGAACUAGCCGACAUCGAAGGCACAGCCAUGUUUGGGAAUGGCGUGUUGACUGAAGCCGUCGACAUUUGGGCCUUGGGAUGCGUGUUGUACACGAUGGCGUUUUUUAAACCGCCCUUUCCCCCCGAAGGGCUCCGCACAUCCAAGUUCACGAUUCCUUCCGGUCAUGGCUACGGCAAGGACGUGCCGGAGCUCAUCAAGCGCAUGCUAUGCGAAGAUGUCGAGGAGCGCGCAAACAUCGACGAGGUCCUCGCUUGCUGCGACGCGAUUCUGGCCUCCCAGCCAUUGCCGAAACGCGGCAGUGUGGCCAAAUCGACGUCGCGACCUGGUUCAGGUAGCACUUCUCGCACCAACUCGGCCGACAAGACGACUUUGGCGACUCACGUCGACAACUCGGCGCCGGUCAUCGACCUGUUGGCUGCGGUGCCUGCGCCCAUCGCCCCCUUCGCAAACGGAGACAAUGGCGGCGGCUUUGCCGACUUUGCCGACUUUGACAAGUGUUCGGUGUCGACCCCGACGUCGUUUGAUCGGUUCGCGCCGCCAGCGGCUCCAGUGGGAGCGGCGGGGAAGAAUCCCAGCAAAGUUAUCGACUCGUUUGGGUUCCUCGUGAGCCCGACAAGCGCUGGAGGGAAGCACACGGAAGCCCGGGACGUGUUUCAAGCGUUUGACGAUUGCACCCCAAAACCCCCGUCGUGGGUACCGACCGGGGGGGGAUUUCCGCAGGGAGACUAUCAGCAAGGCGGGAGGUUCCCCCAGGGACCGUUCAACGCUGGGGGCUUUCCCGUCCAACAAGGUGCCAACCACGGCUACGUCCAACACGGCAGCUACCACCCGCUGGGUGGUGCCUUUCCUCCGCAGGGAAAUUUCCCGCAAGCGGGGUUCCAAGGGUACCCUGGCAACGGCGGGGGCGCAUAUCCUCCAGGACAUGCCGGUGGCUCGUUUCCGCUGUCCCCGAUGGGGCUGCACAAUCUGCAGAGCCCGCCGGCAGCCGCGGAAUCGAAUGGCAACUGGAAAAGCUCGUACGAGUUCAAAUUCUAACGACGUCAUCACAGUGCAUGACCUGCUUCUGUCG